AUCGGACACAUAUUUUUCCACAAGAAACAUCACCCUUGCAUUGGACUUGUGAGCAGUGCGCCGGGGCGAUUGGUUGUCUGGGUGAACGAACGGCGGCGGCUCCGGGGCGGAAAGCACCCUGAGCUUCCCCACACUCGCAGCCGAGGCAGUCGCGGGUCUUGGAGAGCGGCACUUAAAAACACCUCCGGCUCCCAUCCCUGAAGUUUACACGGCCACCUCACCUUGUGUCUCGAUCGUCCACAUUGCUCGUCCACUGCUACACGAGCCCCAGGCAUCCAACCCCAAGUACCGUUCCUCCAGAUCCAAAGCUCCAGUUGCCCAUCAUGAGCGGCCCCGGCGUCGGUUUCGAGUACCCGGCCGUGCCCACGUCAUGGCUCAAGCGUGAUGUCCUCCUCUUCGCCGCCUCCAUUGGCGCCACUGACCAAGAGCUUCACUUUCUCUACGAGCUGGACCCCAAUUUCGCCGUCUUCCCUACCUACUCUUUGAUCCUGCCUUUCAAGAAGGACACGCAAGAGGUCGUCGACUUCUAUGCCGCCCAGAAGGCCAUUCGCAUCCCCGGUGUUCCAGAGUUCGACGCUCGCCGCGUUGUUGACGGCCAGCGCAAGAUUGAGUUCUUCAAGCCCCUGCCCACCACGUCCGAGGGCAAGAAGUUUGAGAUUCGCACAAAGGUCGUGGGCGUGUAUGACAAGGGCCGCCCGGGCACCGUCGUCGAGACCCAGACGGACAUUGUCGAGGUCGGCACGGGCGAGGUCUACUCGCGCGUCAUCGGCUCUGGCUUCUACAUUGGCCAGGGCAACUGGGGCGGCCCCAAGGGUCCGGCCACUGAGAACUACCCGCCGCCCAAGGGCAAGAAGCCCGACGUCACCUUCGAGCACCAGACCACCGCCGAGACGGCCCUGCUGUACCGGCUCAACGGCGACUACAACCCGCUCCACGCCCACCCGGAGCCUGGCAAGAAGAUGGGCUUCGGCGGCGCCAUCAUUCACGGCCUGUACUCUUUCAACUCGACUGCCCACGGCCUGCUGCAGCGCUUCGGUGGCAGCGACCCGGCCAACAUCAAGGAGUUCCAGGCUCGCUUCGCCAGCCCGGUCAAGCCGGGCGACAAGCUCGUCACCUCGGCCUGGAGGACCGGUGAGGUCAACAGCGAGGGUUUUGAGGAGAUUCGUUUCUCUGUGGCCGUCGAGGGCGGCAAGCAAGUUCUGAGCAACGGCAAGACGCUGAUCAAGGUUGUGGGCGAGUCCAAGAGCAAGUUGUGAUUGCUGGCAAGUACUGUAGAAAAGUCUGAGCUGUAGGAACAAAGGGAAAUUGCUUCAAUUCGGGAGGCGCCUCUCGCAAACCUUCAUCUACUGAGUCAAUCAUGCAUAGCCGUGU
Molecule: messenger RNA, 1371 nt
Organism: Microdochium trichocladiopsis
Lineage: Eukaryota; Fungi; Ascomycota; Sordariomycetes; Xylariales; Microdochiaceae
Product: peroxisomal multifunctional enzyme
Exons: 3
Coding region: 324-1256 (310 amino acids)
Cellular component (GO): peroxisome
Source: RefSeq, a predicted model, not a curated record